GCUGUCUUUUGUGCCGAGCAGAAGAAGAAGUGGAGUCCGAUCGAGCAGCGGUGCCGCGUCCCUCUUCCCCGGAUCCUUUUACAACUCCCUCCCGAACCUCUCCCCUUCCACCCUCGCCACCCUACCCACCCCCUGAACGCCCAUCCAGGGAACAGUUUUCGGACUUUGAACCAGCGACCAAAGACCCGCCCACCCCCUCUUUCACCCUGGAUCCUGCAGUAGACAUGGACUCGAGCCUGGUCGAAGGUGGACUCAACGUCACCCUCACCAUCAGGCUACUCAUGCACGGGAAGGAGGUUGGAAGCAUCAUUGGCAAGAAAGGAGAGUCGGUUAAGAAGAUGAGAGAGGAGAGCGGCGCUCGCAUCAACAUCUCAGAGGGGAACUGUCCGGAGAGGAUCAUAACCCUGGCAGGACCCACCACCUCCAUCUUCAAGGCUUUCUCCAUGAUCAUUGAGAAACUGGAGGAGGACAUCAGCACCUCCAUGACCAACAGCACAGCCACCAGCAAACCGCCCGUCACCAUGCGCCUCGUCGUGCCCGCCAGCCAGUGUGGCUCGCUCAUCGGCAAGGGCGGCUGCAAGAUCAAGGAAAUCCGGGAGUCGGCAGGAGCUCAGGUACAAGUAGCAGGCGACAUGUUGCCCAACUCCACGGAGCGCGCCAUCACCGUCGCAGGGACCCCACAGUCCAUCAUCGAGUGUGUCAAGCAGAUCUGCGUCGUCAUGCUCGAGUCGCCUCCGAAGGGAGUGACCAUCCCGUACAGACCCAAACCCUCAGGCUCCCCCGUCAUCUUUGCUGGUGGUCAGGCUUACGCUGUCCAAGGGCAGCACGCCAUUCCACAGCCUGAUGUAAGUGAAGGGCCCUCUCUCACCAAACUUCACCAGCUCGCCAUGCAGCAGAGCCCGUUCCCCAUCGCACACGGCAACCAGAGCUUCCAGGCCGGGAUGGAUGCCUCUGCACAAACCGGCUCUCAUGAGCUGACCAUUCCAAAUGACCUCAUCGGUUGCAUCAUCGGCCGCCAGGGCGCGAAGAUCAACGAGAUCCGUCAGAUGUCGGGCGCCCAGAUCAAAAUCGCCAACCCAGUGGAGGGCUCCACCGACAGACAGGUCACCAUCACCGGCUCCCACGCCAGCAUCAGCCUGGCUGAGUAUCUGAUCAAUGCUCGGCUGUCUUCUGAAGCCACCGGCCUCGCCGCCAACUGACACGGAGGAUCAUCAUCAGCACCUAACGUUGACCCCUCCCCCUACUUUUUACCGAGAGGUCCCUUUAUUGAACUUGAUGCAAAAACCAAGUCCUAUAAACUCACUGUUUCCUCCUCUGCUUCCUUUAGACGCCCGCUCAGUUGUAAUUACACCAUCAUCAUGAUAUUGGUAUUUUAUUUAUUUAUUGUUUUUAAAGAAAGAAAUUCCCUUUUUUUUGCAUAAAGUUUUUAAAAACUUAUUUUUUCCUCUUUUUUUUUGUUGUCGUCGUUGUAUAUCUGUAUGAUUUUCUUGAUAUAGGUAUAAAAAAAGGUUUUGGAAAAAUCUGAAAAAGCAUAAAUAAUGUUUUUUUUUUAUGUCAGAUUUUUCUUAGAAAAUGUUAAAAAAAAAUGAAGAAAAAAAAGACAACCUUCUAGAUGGACUGUUCUUUCCCCUCCCUUUUUAAAAUAUCUAUUUAUUUUUUAUUUAAUACACACUUCAGCUCCUCGUGAGAGUAGAAUCCAGCGUCCCGUUCAAGGCGGUUGGGCCACGGUGCGGGACGUGGGUUUUUAAAAGUGAAGGUUUUCAUCCCGGUGACGUGUCGGUUCAAGUCUCGCUCUCUGAUAAUUUUUUUGCAGAGUUAAUUGUUUUGUGUCAUUCCCGUGUUUUUACAUCUUUUGUUUAAAAAAAAUUCUCGAUCAGAACUUUUUUUGAGCAUUAUUGUAUAUUGGAUUCUGAUGAGGGUGGGCGGGGCCGCAGGGGGGGGGGUGCGGGGCCUGAACGAGAGGAAAAUAUUUUUUCUUUUCUCUGAAAUUACUACAGACCAUAGUAAUGAUGAAGAUGAUAAUAAUAAUAAUAACGUUGAAAUGUUUGUUUUAAAUAGAGAAAAUAUUUUUUUUAACUGCAGGGCUGGGGGAAUGCUGCAAGGGGGCAAAACUACGAGACAUAUGGGUCUUUAUAAGUAUAUUAUGCUGAGGUAUUAAAUUAUGAUUCAACUAGAAGGAGAAUUAUAGAAUUAACACUAGUUUCCUGCUAUAUUUUUUUUUUUUUUUUUUUGCCUGGGUCAGAUUUUUAUUUUUUAAUUAUUCUUUGCAGGAUGAAGAAACUCACGUUUUUUGUGCACGUUUUCAAAACUAUUGUAGAUCUGGGUGCAAUGGCAUUGUUGAAAUGAAAUGCAGAAAUUAAAAAUUUAAAAAAAACAUGUGAAAUGCUUAAA
Scophthalmus maximus (turbot) is the source of this 2391-nucleotide messenger RNA. Its product is annotated as poly(rC)-binding protein 2. The transcript is spliced from 13 exons. Lineage: Eukaryota; Metazoa; Chordata; Actinopteri; Pleuronectiformes; Scophthalmidae. Gene Ontology annotation, molecular function: single-stranded DNA binding; mRNA binding. The coding region runs from base 225 to 1199 and encodes 324 amino acids. Gene Ontology annotation, cellular component: cytoplasm; nucleoplasm; nucleus. Gene Ontology annotation, biological process: regulation of gene expression; regulation of RNA metabolic process. The record is from RefSeq and is a predicted model, not a curated record.